AUGCUCGAUGAUGACGAGGACGACGAGGACAAUGGCGGCGGAGACGUAAACUCCACCAUGAAAAGAUCGGCAACGGGCGUGAUUCUCAAUCCACAGCCGCACGACUCGCCGAAUGAUCCCUUGAACUGGUCCAUGUGGAAACGAGACUUGUGUUUAUUGAUUAUCGGCUUUGCCAGUUUUUUGGGCGGCGGUAUGUCGCCGUUGUUGGCCGCUGGUAUGAACACUUUGGUCGUUGAGUUUGAUAAACCCUUAACCACCAUUUCGUAUCUUGUUGGUGGGUUCAUGUUGUCGCUCGGGUGUGGCUCGGUUAUAGCUAGCCCCACGGCGGUUUUGUUUGGCAAACGGUUGGUUUACGUGGGAGGCACUUUUAUCUUUAUGAUGGGUGCUAUAUGGGGCGGUGCAUCCAAAAGCUUUGGCAGCUUGAUGGGGGCCCGUGUUGUCACGGGAAUCGGAGCUUCGCCAACUGAAUGUCUCCCCAGCUCAACCAUUGCCGAGAUUUAUUUUGCCCAUGAAAGAGCCUAUCGUGUUGGACUUUAUACGAUGUUGAUGUUGGGGGGGAAGAAUAUCAUACCGUUGCUUUCAGGCUUGGUUUUCCAAUAUUUGGAUAGACAUUGGUUGUUCUGGAUCUUGGCCAUCUUCUUGGGAGCAACCCUCAUCCUGAUUAUCUUGUUUGUUCCGGACACCUUCUGGGACCGCACCCCUACUCCAUCCAAGAGAUCUCUCGAGGAAACGCAUGCGGCGCAAAAUGUUGCUUCCUAUCAUCCACCUAGUCAAAGACCCAACGCGUUUGCAUUGCAUAGACCCUCCCAGGGUAACUUGAAUGAAAUUCAAAGUUUAUCCUCAUCGAUUGAAUCGUCGCGCAGCAGCAGCAGCAAAGGCAAGAUAAACAACGAGAAACCGGUUGUUAUCACUGAACCCACCAAAGUUGUGGAACACAAGAAAAACUCGUGGCUAUACAACAUGAGGAUAUGGCAAGGACGAUUCACCAAGGAUAGCUGGUGGAUGGUUGCAUUGCGGCCAUUUGUACUAUACAGCUAUCCUCACGUUUUAUUUGGCUCAUUCACUUAUGCAUUGGCUGUUGUUUGGCUUAUUGUCAUUUCAGAAACCAUUUCCGAGAUUUUCAGACACCCUCCUUAUGGAUACAACCAACAAACGGUGGGUUUAUUCUACAUCUCCCCCUUUGUUGGUGGUAUCUUGGGAUCCCUUUCAUGUGGCCUCAUUUCCGAUAGGUUGAGUCGGUUCUUGGUUUCGAAAAACAGGGGCAUCUACGAACCAGAAUUUAGACUCGUGAUGAUUAUCCCCUCGACUCUAUUCAUCACGAUUGGACUCAUGGGAUACGGAUGGUCGUCUACGGAGCAGGACCCCUGGAUCGCGCCAGUUUUAUUCUUUGGAUGCAUGGCAUUCGGAUCAUCGAUGGCAUCGACAACAGCAAUCACUUUUGCCGUGGACUCGUACAAGAUGUUUGCUGCUGAGAUGUUGGUCUCGUUCAAUUUCCUUAAAAACUUUCUUGGUUUCUGUUUUUCACUAUUCAACAACAGGUACGCCGAUAGACAAGGUUAUAAGGACGCGUAUGUUACCUAUGGAGGAAUCCAGCUCUUUGUCAGCUUAUUCGCCAUCCCCUUGUACAUUUACGGUAAGAAGAUGAGAAGAUGGACCGACGAAAAGGAGUUGAUGAGAAGCUUAUACCAUGAAGACAACGUUCCGCCCAGCGUAGCCUCUAAAAUCAUGCUGGAUGAACUAAGCAUCGGGGAUACUACAAGCCACUAA
Molecule: messenger RNA, 1767 nt
Organism: Lodderomyces beijingensis
Lineage: Eukaryota; Fungi; Ascomycota; Pichiomycetes; Serinales; Debaryomycetaceae
Source: the annotation of a GenBank genome assembly